Molecule: messenger RNA, 183 nt
Organism: Penicillium diatomitis
Lineage: Eukaryota; Fungi; Ascomycota; Eurotiomycetes; Eurotiales; Aspergillaceae
Product: mitochondrial 54S ribosomal protein bL33m
Exons: 2
Coding region: 1-183 (60 amino acids)
Biological process (GO): translation
Cellular component (GO): ribosome; mitochondrion
Molecular function (GO): structural constituent of ribosome
Source: RefSeq, a predicted model, not a curated record
AUGGCGAAGAAAGCAAAGUCCCGAACUAUCACCGUUCGGUUGAUCUCCAUGGCCAUGACUGGCUUCUACCGCACCAUGAUCCGGCCCCGCACGCAUCGACCGCUAUCCAUGCUCAAGUACGAUCCUGUCGUCAAGAAGAAGGUGCUUUUCCUCGAGGCGACCAAGGGUGGAAAGGCGAAAUAA